Messenger RNA from Colletes gigas, 3715 nucleotides. Its product is annotated as mucin-5AC-like. The transcript has 9 exons. NCBI's taxonomy places the organism in Eukaryota, Metazoa, Arthropoda, Insecta, Hymenoptera, Colletidae. The record is from RefSeq and is a predicted model, not a curated record. Bases 91 to 2964 code for a protein of 957 amino acids.
CCCGGUGCCAACGGAGGAGACGUCCGCCAACGCGUCCUCGACCAGGAUAAAUAGGAGGAAACCUCGAGGGAACCACCGAGAGCAGUCGACAUGUGGCCGAAAACGGCGCUCCUGAUAUGUUGCAUCAUCGCGUGCACGCUCGCGGACGAUGCGCCUCGAAGCAAGGCCGUAACCGUCGAAGAAUUCGUAACGUCACACAAAUUGCCGGAGAGUAUCGCGAGACCGUCGGAGUACGACGACAACGACGAGGACGAGGACGACGACGUUGUCGACGUGGAGAGGAAAGCGUUCACGAAGGACGGAAAGCACACGAAGAAAGUUAUUCAACGGCUCGAAAGUUUCGAUAAGAAGUCGGCCAAUCUCGACCCCGUGAGACGUUUCGAUUCCGGCGACGAUGACAAAACGGACGGUAACCCCGCGAAGCGACAAGUUCGCGUCGAGCUCGAAAACUUUAGCGACACCGGCGUCCUCCAGGAGGCGGGAGUUCGAAGAUCGGAUUCGUACAGAUCGCGGACGGAAAAUCAGAGGGACUCCGUGAUUCCUGGAGUCCACGUCAGCGACGAAUAUCCAACUACCAUGAUCCCGGUGUUGACGACACCGCGCGAAGCUCGUGGCUUCGACUUCGUCCCCGUCAACAUCAUUCGCGACGAUGGCAAGGAGACGUCGUUCCGCGAUCGAAACUUCGGCGAUUUCAGCGACGUCAGUUUAGUGCCAGCGGGCACGAACUCGCGAAUCCAGGUAAAGAAAGGGCCGAACGGGAAGGACUACGAAUACGAGUACGUAUAUUAUUACUAUGACGAGGAGGAUGAGAAUAAGGCGGGUUCAACGGACUCGGCCGUCACCAAUUCUUACGACGUUCCUUCUAGAACGACGUCCGCGCCUAGGCGCGGCGGAUCGUCCAGCAACAACAAAAACAAGUACAGUAGCGCGGAAAGGUCGAGUACCGUGGAGCCUGCUAGCAACGAAGUAAUACCGAAUAGAAACGGGAACAGAGGCAGGCAAUUGGUCGACGCCGAGGACGUCUCUGAGGAGAGACUCCCGACGAAUACCAGAUUUCCACCGAGAUCGCGAUCGAACCACAACACGGGAACUACAGAACCGUCUCGAACGCGUGGAAAUCGUCCCAGACCGAGUUUGGACCUCGUCGACUCCAGCAGUUUCCGUACGCACCAAGAGGGCCCGGAAUUCCCUCAGGUUUUACCGAAGGGACCAUUGAGAUUUCUAGGAGUCACUCCGAACGAGGACACCGACGAUAAAGCAACGACCAGAGGGCGCGGUAGGCCCCAGAGAGUUCAGGAACCAGCUCCCGUCGAAGAGGAAGUCGAGGACGCGCCAGCUCCCACGACCAGAAGGAGGCCACUGAGCACCCCCCCGCCUGAAGUUGAAUCCGACUCGUCUAGCAGCGAAUCUUCCGGAGAGAGCGACAAGGAAGACUCGUCUCCUCUGUCCCUAGAUAAAGUCAAAGACAAAUCGUCUUCUGAGUCGAAGCAAGACUCCGAGGAAUUGGAUUCCUCUUCGAUUUCCGCGAGCACCGCCUCGUCUAUUACCGACAAUCCCACCACCGAAUAUCCGUCGUCGAUGGACAAGGUCGCUCUAGAUCUAUACGCUUUCGUGCAGCAAGGUCAAAAUAACCUGGUGGACGCGUCCAGCAGCGAAUCGACCUUAUCCUCGGACGGAACCACCCCCACGGACGACGAAACAACUACCGAUCUCGCAAACUCGACGGAAUUGUCAGCCACCACGGUGACCCUCGAACCCACUACCACGACCACUACCACGGAGCCGACGACCACCACAACUACGACCACCACUACGACCACCACCACGACCACAACCACGGAACCACCCACGACAACGACCCAGGCACCCGCUGGAAGAGGAAAGUUCCGAAGGCCAGGCAUCGGAGGAACUUCGGGUACUCGAAAUAGAUUCAAAUCAAACGGAGGUGGUAGCACAACGACUACCGAGGCUUCCGCGGAACCGACGCAACGCACCCGAGGACGUUUCGGCGGGAACGGGUCGAACGGCGGUGGUUUCAAGAGACCUCGACCUGGCCACAAGCAACCCGUCGAAGAGGACGCGGUGCAGAAGGAGAGUUCGAGUUCCGUUCACGCGGAACGACCGUCCAGCACCACCCGCGGCAGGUUCCGAGGCACCGGUUCAACGAGAUCGGCCGUCUCCACGACGCCGUCUUCCGUGUCCAACGGUGGCUCGACCGCCUCGUCCAACGGAUUGUCCGGUAUAUCGAGGCCGUCGUUCAACAAACUGAACGGCAAUCGGCGUCGCGUCAGACCCACCACCGCGACGCCGAACGCCAGCGAGGAGAGCCAAGAAUCCACGCGUUCGGAAACGGCGAAGGAAACCUCGCAGGAACCGGUUACAGCUGCACCGAAAUCGAACGUUCGUUCGAGGCUUCCUUCGCCCGGAGCGAGACCCGUCAUUAAACCGGGUGGCGUUCGAGUGAAUCUCAGACCGAAACCAGGUCAAUCGACGACCACCACGACCACGACGAUCCCGCUUCCGGCGGAUGCCUCGGACGAGGCGUCUAUCGAUGAGCCAGCCGGAGAAGGAACGGAGGAGGAGACUCACGAGGCCCCCGCUGAAACCAGCCCGCCGCCGACGCGUUCGACCACGGUGAACCCUCUGAACAAAUUACGCAACAGAAACAGACUGCAGGUCCAUCCGAAAACGACCACCAGGUCGCCGGUGCCUUUGGCGUCCAGAAGGUCGCCGUUGCUGCCGCGUCGCAAAGUGACCGAGUCGCCGGUUCAACAGACCAGCCAGGAGGAGGGGUCGGAGGAACCGGAAACCUCCGGCGAGACGGAAACCACCGAGGCGACAUCCGCGGAGACCAGCACGGCCGCGAGCACGCGACACGAGGAGACCAGAGGGCUCGGGGGACUUUUGGCGCCCAGGCGCAGGAUAGCGCCGCGACGCCCCGGGCAGAUCGUGCCCCGUGAAUAAACCUGAGACCUGCGCUUCCCGCGAACGAGGACUCGGUGCACGAGGAUGAACAAAAAACAAAAACUUCCAUCCAUCGAGACACUUGGCGAGAAUCCUCAUCGCGACGAGAUCCAAGACGACUCGGGUGACUCAGAACACGGCUUGACGAGUCGAUGAUGGCGUUAUAGAAAUCAUAGAUACGAGAGAGUCUCGUCGGAGAUGGAAACGUAACGGCCGAUCGACGGGAGCGUGAUAGAUAAAAAGAAAACUCGGUGGAAUUGAGUUUCGCGACAGAUAUAUGUACGUUUCAGGGCGGCUGAUCCUCAAAUAAUUGACGAACCUUGUUAAAUUACGCUCCAAAGUACCGUUGCAAGUCCAUCGAGAACGAACGAUCGUAACGUUGAAUGACGGAGGGAGGGGGGAGGUCGGAACGUGCUAUUAUUAUUAUGUUUUCCGAAUUCAGGCACGAGAUAACGCGUAUGUACACAUUUCCUAUUAUGCGAACGCAAACUAAAAAGUCGAUGUACAUAGUAAAUUUCUUUGCAACGAUCCACGGAUAUUAUCGCGAUGGUCGAAAUCGUAACCGUCGGCGCGCACCCAACGAUUUCGUUUUCGAAUUUUCAAGACAACGUGCGCGAGAACCGCAAUUGGAAACGACAAUACGAUUCGUCAUCUUUAUUUAAUAGCUAAGCGACGACGACCACGGAAAGUCACAGCACUAUGCCAUUGCUGAAGCGAUCGACGAUACGUAUCCCCUCGAGUUGCGUACUUA